Molecule: messenger RNA, 3623 nt
Organism: Polyodon spathula (Mississippi paddlefish)
Lineage: Eukaryota; Metazoa; Chordata; Actinopteri; Acipenseriformes; Polyodontidae
Product: LIM domain-containing protein ajuba-like
Exons: 8
Coding region: 1154-3373 (739 amino acids)
Biological process (GO): response to hypoxia; cytoskeleton organization; positive regulation of miRNA-mediated gene silencing
Cellular component (GO): P-body; transcription regulator complex; nucleus
Molecular function (GO): transcription corepressor activity
Source: RefSeq, a predicted model, not a curated record
ACAGCUGGUAUAUGUACAUUACCCCAUGCAAAUACUUUGCUUGCCUUGUCGUUUGUUUGUUUUUAAUAGUAGGGUUAUAGCAGCACAAACACCCUGAUCGAAACACGUUGUCCUUCCUCCCGUUUGAAUGUGGUCUCUUUUGUCUACUAUUAACUCAACUCGGACACACCAGCUUUCCCUAAUAUUUGUCUAAGACGUGCCUUUGAGCCGCACAACCGACCUCCAACCCCCUCCUUGUCUCCUCCGCACAUUCCAGUAACCUAACAAAAUAAUCCCGCUCCAAAAAGAUCCGCUCCGACCGAGAACACUUUGGAAUUCAAACUUCAGCUGAAAAUAAACAAAUAAAUAAAACUGGUUUAUAAAGAUAUAUACUGUAGGAGAUUUCUAAGAUUUUUUUUUUUUUUUUCCCCAAGUGUGUUUGUGUCUGUAUCAAUGCGCUCCGCCUCUCUCUAUCCCAGAAAACGAGUCCCUUUCGCUAAACCAAGUUAAAAAAAAUAAAAAAAAAAAAAAUAGGAAAGUCGUCUCGUUUGUGGAGGUUCAACAAACAAACCGCUAGGAAAGACUUUUCCGUUCUUCUCUUCUUUCCAAGACAUUUUUAAAAAAGGGUUUGUUUUUUGUUUUUUUUUUUUUUUUUUUUUUUUUUUUUUGGUGUUUUAACUUUUGGAAUUAACCAAACAGAAACUGAAAAGAAAAUAAGAACGCGUGUUUUGGUUUUUUUUUUUUUUUUAAAUUUUUCUUUGAUGCGCAAACGCGAUUCCUACAGGUCUGAACACCGCAAAACAUAAAGCGAGAUGGAGCGGAUCACAGAUCUAAGAGGCAACGGGAUCGCAUCGUAAUUAUAUUUUUUUAAAUAUAAUAAAUAAAAAUAAAAAUAAAAACAAUACGUAUUUGUGUAGUCAAGAGGGAGGGAUUUAUAACUUACCAGCAGCCCGGUGUUUGUUUAAAACGAGACGGGUAUUGUUGCCACUGUGUUGUUUAUAUAGUCCUUUGUUUCAUAUAUUCACGACUGAGACAAAGUAACCAGGAGCGUUACUCAAAUUUUUAUACGGGUAAUAUUAUGCAAGUGCAUUGUUGUUAUUAACAUUGUCGUUAUUGUUACUUAAAUACACACAAACUUUGGGAUUCCGUAACAUUUUGUCACAAAAUAAUUACAAUGGAUCGUUUGGGAAGCAGACUCCUUGAGAAAUUGAAACUUACCGACUCCGGCAGCGUUAAAUUCAGCAGGAAGAAAGACGACUCUUGCAAUAACGCGCAGAACACGGCUAGCGCCAAACCGGCCGGUAAAACAAAGCGAGGGUCGCCUCAGGAGAAACUGUCCGGCUUGAACAGAGGGACCGCCGGGGUGUAUCAGCAACUCUCCCGGGGGGGCAGUGUUCAGCCGGCCGCUGGGGCUUCGGUUGACGCCGGCUCGGGAGGCGGUUUUACUGGUCUCCGGUGCUCCACCGGGAGUGUGGAUGCUAACACGGCGGAGUACGCACUCGCUGAACGCGGUCCCGGGACGAGCUUUGAUUCCCACAGACGCCACUCCGUGGAAGCGAGACACGGCGCCGGCUUGCAGCCAGCGGACUGCAAUAAUACUGCCAAAGAUUGCGGUGUCCACGACAGCGAAUUCAACCGGGGCGACAGCAGCAACGGUAGCCGGCGUUAUUCUCUGGAAAUUCAGCAGCAACUGAUUCAGCAGCAGAAUUUCCCGGGGUUUAAUAAGCGUUUUAGCGGCAGCGAGUUUUUUGAGUUGCCGGCACAAAGUAGCGAGCGAUCCAAGCGGUUCUCCUUGCAGGAGUCGGGCACCAAGCGCUUCAGUACAAGCAGCGACUUUUCGGACAGGCACGGCUUUUACCAGCGGCAGUCGGACCCCAGCUCGGUUCCAGGUUAUUACCCCCCGCUUUACAACAACGCUGGGAGCGGCAACAGCAAGGGCUUGAGUCCCCGCUCCUCGUACAGUCUCUACGAGUCCAUACUGACCAGCCCGCGGUCCAGCUUUGCCAGCACGGCCAGCGGCGGUGACGGGAACAGCAGCCCCCGUAUGAGUGUCAACUUCGAGAGCCGUUCAAGCAGCAACCGGACCAGCGGUAUCAGCAUAGGCUACGACUCCAGGCCCGGCUUCGGGGGCUCCGGCGCAGAAAGCCCUCAGUCCAGUGCCUGCGCCGGUCUGCAACAACCACCGCCGGGGUGUCAAUUAUUCUACAGCCCGUAUUCUAGCUUGGCAGCAGCGGCAGGGUCAGCUCAUUACCACCCACCAGAUUGCUGGGGAGUGGACUUUGAGACCGAAGCAGCUUUCAUGUAUCAGCAACGGGGGCUGUAUCUUGGGGGGUGCCAGGAUAAUCGGCACUCGUAUCCGCCCGCUCUUGGCAGCCCAGCGGCGGCGGCAGGAUUUUUCGAAAGGGGCUCGACCCGUCGCUCCAUCACAGGCUACCCACUGAAGCAAGCCCGCAGCUCGGCUGGGACACGUUACCAGCAAGAGCUGGCGUAUCUGCUGAGCAGAGACCGCCGUUUGGAGGGUCAAGCCGGCGCAGUUAAUGGGACCGCGGCUCAAGAAACGCAGGCGCCCGCUUCUAUCCCAGCCUCUGUUGGUAGCGCCCAGAAUAGCCACGGUGCCGUCACCCCUGCCCCCGCACUGAGCAGCAAGCAACAGGGCGCUCUUAUUCUCCAGGUCAGCUCUGCCCGGGUGAGCCACACUCUCACCCGUCCCCAGGAGCCACCGACGCGGGCACAGCCAGGACGGGAACCGGGGGAGUUGAAAGAGGAAUAUUUCGGCACGUGUUUGAAGUGUAAUAAAGGGGUCUAUGGCUCGGACAAUGCCUGUCAAGCACUGGACAGUCUGUUUCACACACGCUGUUUUAUCUGCAGCUCCUGUGGCAGGACGCUCAGAGGGAAAGCCUUUUACAAUGUGAACGGCUCAGUCUAUUGCGAAGAGGACUACAUGUUUUUUGGUUUCCAGCAAGCUGCUGAAAAGUGCUGUGUUUGUGGGCAUCUCAUCCUGGAAAAAAUUUUGCAGGCACUCGGUAACAGUUAUCACCCUGGCUGCUUCCGCUGCGUUGUCUGCAACAAAACCCUCGAUGGCGUUCCUUUCACUGUGGAUUAUUCCAACAAGGUGUACUGUGUCAGUGACUACCACAGGAUUUUUGCACCGAAAUGUUCCUCCUGUGGCCAGCCUAUUCUACCUGCAGAGGGCUCCGAGGAGAUAUUCAGAGUGGUCUCCAUGAACAAAGAUUACCACUCUGAGUGUUACCACUGCGAGGACUGCAGGCUGCAGCUCAGCGAUAGAGAAGGGCAGCAAUGCUUCCCAUUGGAUGGACAUCUGCUGUGUCAUUGCUGUCACAUGACGAGAGCCAGCGCGCAGCAACAAGCACCUUCCCUCAGCUACAAGCACUGAGGCCCAGGGGGUUCCACCCUAUGUCCUGUGUGUGCCUGCUAUUCCAUCCCCCCAGGAAACUAAACUGCAGGGACAAAGAAACAGAAACAAAGCCAAUGUAAAACUUUCUAAAACACGGAAGAUAGAUAUACUGAGCAUCAAAAGAAAUGCAUCACUUCUAUUUGGGUAAAAUUCAGUAGAUGUGAUUGAAAAAAUUACAAAGUGUUUUAGAGCAGGUGCAGUGACUUUAUUGUGCUGAUUAACAGUUGAC